Molecule: messenger RNA, 1200 nt
Organism: Mangifera indica (mango)
Lineage: Eukaryota; Viridiplantae; Streptophyta; Magnoliopsida; Sapindales; Anacardiaceae
Product: agamous-like MADS-box protein AGL15
Exons: 8
Coding region: 227-1000 (257 amino acids)
Biological process (GO): positive regulation of transcription by RNA polymerase II
Cellular component (GO): nucleus
Molecular function (GO): RNA polymerase II cis-regulatory region sequence-specific DNA binding; protein dimerization activity; DNA-binding transcription factor activity, RNA polymerase II-specific
Source: RefSeq, a predicted model, not a curated record
AAACUUGCCGUUUCCAGCCUUAAACGCUCUCAAAAAGAAACUAUCUCUUUAUCUUCUCUAUAUUUGGCAAUCUGUGAUGAACAUUUCAAAUACCCAAUUGAAUAAUUCUUCACAUAAAACCUGAAACACCUUGUUCCAAAACCAAACCAGUCCUCUCUGUUCGAAACUGAAUUGUUAGAGACAAAAGAAUAUUGAUUUUUUUUAAUCUUUGCCUGAAGAAAUUUAUAUGGGGAGAGGUAAGAUAGAGAUAAAGAGGAUCGAGAAUGCAAAUAGUAGGCAAGUUACCUUCUCUAAAAGGCGAGCAGGUUUGCUCAAGAAGGCUCAAGAAUUGGCCAUUCUUUGUGAUGCUGAGGUGGCAGUUAUUAUUUUCUCUAAUACUGGCAAACUUUUUGAGUUUUCAAGUUCUGGGAUGAAGAAAACACUUUCCAGAUAUAACAAGUGUCUGAAUUUUCCUGAUAUUUCUGUAGCAGAAUGCACACCUGAGAAGCAAUACAUUAAGGAGGUUGAAGCUCUAAAAGAUGAUAUUGCGAAGCUACAAAUGAAACAGUUGCAACUAAUGGGCAAGGACCUGAAUGGCUUGAGCUUCAAUGACUUGCAACUCCUAGAACAACAAUUACAUGAGGGGAUGCUACUGGUGAAGAAGAAAAAGGAACAAUUACUGAUGGAUCAACUGGAACAAUCAAGAGUAAAGGAACAGCGGGCAAUGCUGGAGAACGAAACUUUACGCAGACAGGUUGAGGAGCUUCGAGGUUUCUUUCCAUCUAAUGAUCAUUGCUCACCAGUCCAACCGUAUCUUGAGUACUAUCCUUUAGGAGGAAAAAGUUCUCUUGUAAACCAUAGUUCUGCAAGUCUUGAAGCAGGCUCUGAUAUCCUAAUGGAAAAGGGAGAUUCAGACACUACCCUACAUUUAGGGCUGCCAAGCAAUAUUUACUGCAAGAUGAAGACAGCUGAAGGAGAAACCAAUUCCAAUGAUUCAAGGAGCCAAUUAAGGCAACUGUAACCCAUUACCAUUACUUGUGAUAGAAGCAACAGAAAUAUAAUGAUUUUGUUGCAGUUGCUUAUAGCUGAGCAGUUUUUCUGAAUCAUCAAGCGGGUUUAUAGGCAUGUAUUGAAUUGAAUGUUUCAGAUGAUGAUGAAGAAAAAUGUUAUUGUUACUCUUACCUUAAAUUCCAAAGUUCAGAUCUUUUCUUUGUUGAUUUA